Molecule: messenger RNA, 1995 nt
Organism: Cyanidioschyzon merolae strain 10D
Lineage: Eukaryota; Rhodophyta; Bangiophyceae; Cyanidiales; Cyanidiaceae
Product: pyruvate kinase
Exons: 1
Coding region: 1-1995 (664 amino acids)
Biological process (GO): glycolytic process
Cellular component (GO): cytoplasm; cytosol
Molecular function (GO): magnesium ion binding; pyruvate kinase activity; potassium ion binding
Source: RefSeq, a predicted model, not a curated record
AUGUACGAACUGUGUCAACCAACGGGGACUGCUGGAUACCCUUAUUUUCUCUUUGGAUCGCAACAGGAUCAGCGUCUCAACUACAGAUCGGUUAUUGUGCACCGCGCUGGACUAGCUCAAGAGACGGCUGGCGAUGGCGGCGUCAGCACGAGCAGCAGCGCUGAAACCGGGAACAGCGUCAGCGCUUUGGCGUCAGCAGCCGCAGGGCGUCGUGUCAAGUUUCGGGAGCUGCGUCGAACGAAAAUCGUAUGUACUAUAGGGCCUCCGACGGCCUCUUAUGAGAUGAUCAAGGCUCUUGCAGACGCUGGAAUGGACGUUGCUCGCUUGAACUUCAGUCACGGGACGUACGAGUUCCACAAGAAAGUAUCGGACGCCGUCGAUCGCGUCAAUGAGGAGCGUUUUGAGAAAGCUCGUCGAAGGUGGACGUCGCACGACGAGGCACGUGAGCAGUUGACAGACUCCGCCAAAUCGGUGGCGGUGUCUGACGCCGGUCCCCUGCGUACCGAGAGCACGUCAAGCUCCACUGACUCGCUGAAUAGUGUGUCGGGCCUCGAGUACAGAAAUGACGCUAAGAGCGCUCUGUAUGUGCGCAUUGGGAAAAUGAUGGACUCAAAAGGUGCGGAAGUGCGCAGCGGGGAGAUCAACCGAGCGGAGGAGAUUGCGAAGCGAAUGGUGGAGCACGGCUUGGUGACCUCCGAUCAGGUAACAGAACUCGUGAGCCAAAACACCAUGUUAAUGCCGGCAGGAAGCUCGCUCGUUCUGCGUUGUACGCAUGAGGCAUUUGAGAAGCAGCCGGAACCUCUUGAGGGUGUCGCGGUGAAAGGCUCCGUUUUACCUUUUGCGCCAGUAGUCGGUGUCAGCUAUGCGGGAUUCUUCGAGGACACAGCCGAAGGCGAUUGUAUUCUUGUUGAUGGCGGUCUCUUGGAGUUACAGCUGGAGCGCAAGGACGCUGACAAACGGGAUCUCAUCUGCCGCGUGUUGGACGGUGGCGAGCUCUCGCCCCGUCGCCAUUUGAACAUUCGCGGAAAGACGGCGUCGUUGCCCUCGGUUACCGAAUCCGAUUGGAAGGAUAUCGAGUUCGCUGUGAAGGAACUCAACGUGGACUUUAUCGCCUUGUCGUUUGUGAAUGACGCUGAAACCGUUCACAUGGUGCGAGAAUUUGUCACGAAACUUGGCUCGCGGGCGGCGAUCAUCAGCAAGAUCGAGAGCAUGAAGGGUGUGCUGAACCUCCCCGCAAUCAUCGAGGCAAGCGACGGGGUUAUGGUGGCGCGUGGCGACCUCGGUAGCGAGCUGCCCCUGGAAGAGGUGCCUAUCGUCCAGUCCUUCAUGGUGCGUCUUUGUCGAGCGGCAGGCAAAGUGGUCAUUACGGCCACGGAGAUGCUCGAGUCCAUGAUCGAGAAGCCCAUCCCGACGCGGGCGGAGGCCUCGGACGUGGCCCAUGCCGUGGAGCAGGGCGCCGAUGCACUGAUGCUCAGCGGCGAGACCGCCAAGGGAAAGUAUCCGAUCAGAGCCUGUGCCACGAUGCGCCAUAUUAUCAUGCGACAAAACGAGCAGCUCAUUGCAGACGAACGUGCUCGUCAGGGGCUGGAUCCGAUUGCCGGCUUUGCCGAGUGUUGCCGCGACGUGGAGCGUGUAUCCGAUGCCAUGGCCCGAGCAGCGGUCUCUCUGGCGGAAUCGUUAGACGCGGCCGCGAUCAUCGUCUUCACACGAACGGGCAACAUGCCCAAGCGCCUCUCGAAGCUGCGGUCACGAAUACCGAUCGUUGCUGCGACUGCAGUUUCCGAUAUCCAACCGAAACUCUCGCUCUUGUGGAACGUAUUCUGUGUAACCAUUGAAGUGCAGGAUACGUUUGAAGCAACGUUCCAACGCUUCAAAGAGGAAGUUUUGGCGGAGAACUUUUUACGAAAAGGUGAUACGGUUGUGGUGGUACAGAGUGGCAUGCGUGGUAUCUGGCGAGAACAGGGCCAUCAUCUGCUCCGCUAUGUGGUAAUGUAA